UUGAUGCUUUACAAAAAUUGAGUCAUGUGACUGGAUCAAAGGUUAUUUCAACUUUUUCUUGCACAUUAUAAACAUGGUAGAUCGGCUGGUAAACAGUGAAGCCAAUCGUAAACGGAUUGAGCAAGUGGAAUUAUGCUUUGGAGGCUCAGGCCAGCCCCUAGCUGUUCCAGGGCGAGUGUUGGUCGGCGAGGGCGUCCUCACAAAGAACUGCCGGAAAAGAUGCAAGCCUCGUCAAUUCUUCCUCUUCAACGAUGCCUUGGUUUACGGCAAUAUUGUACUCAGUAAAAAGAAGUACAACAAACAACAUUUAUUGCCCUUGGAGGAUGUGAGGUUAAAAUCAGUGGACGAUGAAGGCAAUUUAAAGAAUGGUUGGCAGAUAAUCAGUGCGACCAAAUCAUUCACAGUGUAUGCUGCCACGGCAACAGAGAAAUCAGAAUGGAUGGCACAUAUCAACAAAUGCAUCUCAGAUCUGCUAGCAAAAAGUGGGAAGAAGCCUGCCACGGAGCUAAGUCCGGUCUGGGUUCCUGAUCAUGAUGCCCCACAUUGUAUGCUGUGUAAUAAGAGGUUUACCACCCUGUUCAGACGGCACCAUUGUCGGAAGUGUGGUAAAGUGGUUUGCCAAUCUUGCUCUGCGAAGAAGUUUCUUCUACCCCUUCAGUCGGAAGCCCCCGUCAGGGUAUGUGAUUACUGCUACCAACAGCUUUCAUUGGAGAAGAACGGGACGAGAGAAAGGCUUGGACAGACUCGGAAUGCUGCCCCUCUUGAUCAAGACUCCGAUGACGAUGAUGACGAUGAUGAGGACAAUGAUGGUAUCAAUAGAAAUACACAAGCAGAAGAUGUGCAUCCAACAUUCUACGAAGAAAAUUACCGAUGAGAUGAUCCAGUGGCUACCCCAUUCCUCUUGUGCCAAUUUCAAUAACAUGGAAACCUUAACCCUUUUAAUUCCUGGAACUGGUUGACCCCUGUACAAAGCGUAUGAGAAUGAUAGAACUCGGAAGUCAACAGAUUAACCCUUUGCUGACAGGAACCCGGUGACCCCUGUACAAAGCCUAUGGGAAUCACAGAACUCAGUAGUCAACAGAUUAAUCCAUUGCCUCCUGGAAUCAGGUGAUCUCUGUACAAAGCCUAUGGGAAUCACAGAACUCAGUAGUCAACAGAUUAAUCCAUUGCCUCCUGGAAUCAGGUGAUCUCUGUACAAAGCCUAUGGGAAUCACAGAACUCAGGAGUCAACUCAGAUGUCAAUAGAUUCAAAUUGGAAGCAUGUCCACUGACUUGUGUAGGCAUGUUCACAUAGGUUUUCUCCUCUUCUUAAGAAGCCUUUACAAUCCAUUGAUAUGUUCACACGUACCUUGUAGCGAUUAUCAUCGUGUUCAUAUGCCUGAAUGAAUAAGACCAUGCAUUAAAUCAUAUAAAACUUUUGACCUGUUCACACAUGUUAAAUAAACUGUGUGAACUCCAUAGACUUUGCAUGGGGCCCACAUGUUAACAAAGUGCUUAAUGGACAUUUAAAAAGAAAGAAAAAUGUAUAGAUCUGAAUAAUGAUGUUACAUAUGUAAUGAAAAAAGAAAUUUGAAUUUAUGAACUUUUAAAUAUAAAAAGAGUGGAAUAUAUUCCUUCUUUUUUCCGACCUCUUAUUUAGUUUUGGGAGCAAAGGUAUACAUGUGUAUUGGUAAUAUACAGGUCAUUUCCAAAGCAGCUUUGACUGUAUUUUCUAAAGAGCAGGUCGAUUGAGAAUCCACUUUUUUGUAAUAUUUUCUUAACGAUCAACAUUUGUGACUUUAAAAAAAAUGUGUAUAUCGUAUCAUAAGCAGAUGGUUUCAUGAUAUGGCCCAAUUCUUAUCUGGACUUAAAAAGUGUUUAGGAAGCCUUUUUGGCAAGCAAGAAUGGUUUAGAUGUACAUGUUUAAGUAUUGCUCAGAAAAUUUUGCGAUCAUUUUCUAAUUUUGAAUUCCUCAAUAUGAGAUGUUCCUUUUACUGUAAGAUGAUGACAUGAAAUACGAUUAUGGUCCCAUAUGGUUUCAUAAUGGGUCCCACAUAUGAUUUCAUAAUAUUGCCUACAUAGGCUUUCAUAAUGGGUCCGAUAUGGGUUUCUUAAUACGUUCCCACAUAUGGUUGCAUGAUAAGACUCGUAUAUAGUUCCAUUAUUGGUCUCAUAUACGGUUUAUUGAUUGGCCCCACAUAUGAUUUUAUAUACAGGGCUCAAAUUGGGUUUUAUAAUAGGGCCCUCUGAUGAGUUCAUAAUAAGGCCCAUAUAUGAUUUUCUGGUAGGGCCCACAAUUCCACAUAGGGUUUCAUAUUAGGUUACACAAAUGAUUUCAUACUGAGUCCCACACAUGAUUUAUUAAUUGGCGCCACAUAUGAUAAUUCCAUCAUAGGUCCCAAAUGUGGUCUCUUAUUAGGUUCUGCAUAUGGUCUUAUAAUGGUUACCAACUCACACCUAUCGUUUCAUAUGGUUUUAUCAAAAUAGGUCUCUAUUAUACCGAUUUAAUUGUUUCGUCUGCUACCCCAUUGACUUAAAAAAAAAAAAUGCUGAGCUUUAAUUGAGCGCUGUGAAGCACAUUGCCUAAAGAUCAAGCCUAGCAUUUCCCACUGCAAUAAGAAAUUUUAAGUGUAAUGGAAACUAAAAUGAUGAAAUCUUGCUGAUUAAUGCUCAAAGCUGCCCUUUUCACAUUUAGAAACGCCUCCAACACUUAACUUAUCAGCACUGGGGCCUGUUGCCGGAAGAGUUGCAAUCAAUCGCAACUCUAAAAAUCAUGCGCAACUUGAUUUUCAAUAAAUUAACAGCGCGCAUUUCGGACUUGUGAUUGAUUUUUGACUUGCGUUUAAACGCAACUCUUUCUGCAAUGGACCCCUAAACACAUAAGGAACUUGCUCUCUCUACUUAGGUUUCAUUAGUGAUUGUAGGUUAUCGCAAGUUUAGGAAUGAUUAGAUUGCACAAAAUUACUGUAGUUGAAAUAAAACUAAUGAGAUAUGUUGAUUUGAAAAAGGAUAAUAUUGAUAUGUAUUCAGUGACCUUUGACACGAGGAAGGCCAAUUAAUUGUAUAUGAGAUUAAGAUGUAUUAUAUCUUUUAUCAUGUUUUUUGCAGAUAUAUAUAAGCAUAGUAUACAAAACUUUUACUUUUAAUGCAUGCUCUUUUUUAUCUCUUGUCAUUGUAUUAGAAGUAAAACAGUAUCGCUAUGGUGAUAACCAUGUUUAUAUUUGCGAAACUUUGGUUUUACAAUAAAUUUACGUUUGUAUUGUAAAAUUUGGUACAUGGACCCUCUCAAUACAAAUGUGAUAUUUUUUGUCCUAUAUCAGCUAUUUUUAGAUUUUUUAAAUAUUCUUUUUACUAAUUAUUUACUUAUUUGUGUUCUGGGUAUGAUUGGAGCUACACUUAUUUAUUUAACUUUCAUCUCUUGCUACUUUUCACUUUGAAUUUGAGUAGUGCUGUUCGUACACUGUUUAAUUCAUAAAACAAAGGGGAAAAAACUUAUAUUAAUUAUAAAUUCAAGAAAUACAAAUUGUAGUACAUGCAAUUUCUAGACAUUUCUUAACGUUUCUCCUAAUAUAAACUAAUGCAUGGAAAAUAAGCCUGAAAAUGUUUCUUUGCUGCAUAUGUAGAUAUUUAGCUCAACUUAAAUAACACAGUAAAAGUAUACCUUACAAAACUGCCAACAUUAUCAUUUCAUAUCUGCGCACAGAUUUUUUAAUCAUUUCUCUUACCGUAUUUACAUGUUUACUGACAUUUCACUUUGACCUUCAAUAUCUCCAUCUAAUAUGGCAAGAAAGGAAAUCACAAUGAUGUUGACCAUAAUGGGGGGGGGGGAUGGUCUAACCAUGUAUGGUUAUUAGAUUCUCUCUGGCAAGUUGUAUGAAAAGUCUCUUUUAAUUCAUGUUUCCUUUUUAUAUAAUCAAUCACGUCCAUUACGUCUCACCUUUUUUAUAUAAUUAGUGAUGUCCAUUACGUCUACAAAUUCAGCUAUUGAAAAGCAAUGUCUCUUUCUGUCAGAAUAAUUUUUCUAUCUGCAUUCAACAAAGUUGAUUUAUCCCUUUAACCCAUGAAGGUAAACAGCUUUCAUAAGCUCAAAAUAAAACUUAUUUUCAUUAUUAGAUCAGCAACAAUUAUUUUCUAUUCAUAUUCAUAUGUUCAUGUAAAUAGAACCCAUGAGAUACACAGACUUUCAUAAGUAAAAAACACAAAUCCCGUUAUACUCCUUAAAUUGGCAACCAUUAUUAAUUUUCUGUUUAUAUCCAUAUGUUCAUAUGAAUUGAAUCAUGAGGUACACAUAUUUCAUAAGUUAAAAAUUAAUAUUGUUUUGAUCCUCAAAUCAGCAACCAUUAUUAAUCUUCUAUUCAUUUGCACAUAUGAAUAGAACCAAUGCAAUACACAGCGUUCAUAAGCUCAAAAUAAAUCUUAUUAUGAUCCUCAAAUUGGCAACCAUUGUUAAUUCUCUAUGAAUUCAUAUGUCCAUGUGAAUAGAUUCCAUGAGGUACACAGCUUUCAUAUGCUAAAAAAUUAAUCUUGCUAUGCCUAUCAAAUCAGCAACAAUCAUUAAUUUUCUAUUUUUCAUAUUUUCCAAUAAUUCUUAAAUGGAUAUAGCGCAGUGAUUAUUUAAUGACAAAAGAACGAUUCUUCUGAAGUUGCUGAUUGCAUUUUGAAACAGUGAUUUUUUUUUAUUUACUCUGUAAUGAUUAGCUCAAGUUAACUGGCUAUUAUUCAUGCACUACAAACUGCAUGUUGAACGGUAU
Lytechinus variegatus (green sea urchin) is the source of this 4730-nucleotide messenger RNA. RefSeq names its product pleckstrin homology domain-containing family F member 2-like (gene plekhf2). The coding region runs from base 74 to 874 and encodes 266 amino acids. NCBI's taxonomy places the organism in Eukaryota, Metazoa, Echinodermata, Echinoidea, Temnopleuroida, Toxopneustidae. The record is from RefSeq and is a predicted model, not a curated record. Gene Ontology annotation, molecular function: phosphatidylinositol binding; metal ion binding. The transcript has 9 exons.